Molecule: messenger RNA, 2900 nt
Organism: Monodelphis domestica (gray short-tailed opossum)
Lineage: Eukaryota; Metazoa; Chordata; Mammalia; Didelphimorphia; Didelphidae
Gene: HMX3
Product: H6 family homeobox 3
Biological process (GO): regulation of transcription by RNA polymerase II
Cellular component (GO): nucleus
Molecular function (GO): DNA-binding transcription factor activity, RNA polymerase II-specific; RNA polymerase II transcription regulatory region sequence-specific DNA binding
Source: RefSeq, a predicted model, not a curated record
AGCAUCCGGCGCCGGAUUGACGCAGCCCCAAGCCGGGGACUCGUCCAGUCGCCUCCUCCCCGUGAGCAGCAGCCGCCGCCAAACCUCCUUAGUCCCUGUGUCCCGUCUGCUGUCCCGCGGCCAGAGCUGUACCCCACCCCCUCCCGCCCAGUGUUCCCCCCACCUUCCCUCACUCUCUAGUUCCCCAUCCCUUUUCCCCCACCCCCAUGCAAGCCCGCCCCAGUAGCUUUCUAGCUGGGUGCCCAUUUCCCCACCCCGCCCUCCAGCCGCUGGAUUUGCGCCCGGUGCUGCUCCUACUUUGCGCCGCCUCGUAGUUGAGUUGUGUUUAUGGUCUGAGUUGCUGCUCGACCGCCCGCCCGCCUGCCCCGUGUAGCGGGGACCGGGAGGAAAGGGGAGGAUGCCGGAGUCGGGACAAGAGCCCUGCAGCAACCCAAGCACCCAGCCUCCCCAGCCGCCGCCACCUCCCCCGCCGCCGCCUCCUCCGCCACCGCCACCUCCGCCUCCGCCACCACCCAAGGACUCCCCGUUCUCCAUCAAGAACCUGCUCAACGGAGACCAUCACCGGGCGCCCCCAAAGCAGCAGCAGCCCCCAAGGACGCUCUUCGCCCCGGCCUCGGCCGCUGCGGCCGCUGCAGCCGCAGCAGCUGCCAAAGGGGCCUUGGAAGGCGCCGCGGGUUUUGCGCUCUCGCAGGUGGGCGAUUUGGCUUUCCCCCGCUUUGAGAUCCCAGCGCAGAGGUUUGCGCUACCAGCGCACUAUCUGGAGCGGUCUCCAGCUUGGUGGUACCCCUACACCCUGACCCCCGCGGGGGGGCAUCUGCCCAGGCCAGAAGCAUCGGAGAAAUCACUCCUGCGAGACUCGUCCCCUGCUUCGGGCACAGACCGAGACUCCCCUGAGCCGCUACUCAAGCCCGACCCGGACAAGGAGCUCGACUCCAAGAGCCCGGACGAGAUCAUUCUAGAGGAAAGUGACUCCGAGGAAGUGAAGAAGGACGACGCAGCAUCUGGGACUGGCGCCGGGGCAACUGGGCCGGGCAGCGAGGACUGGAAGAAACGAGCAGACAGCCCGGAGAAAAAGCCCUGCCGAAAGAAGAAGACGCGCACGGUCUUUUCCCGGAGCCAGGUCUUCCAGCUAGAAUCCACGUUCGACAUGAAGCGCUACCUGAGUAGUUCAGAGCGCGCCGGCCUGGCUGCCUCCCUGCAUCUCACAGAGACCCAGGUGAAGAUCUGGUUUCAGAAUCGCCGAAACAAGUGGAAGCGUCAGCUGGCGGCCGAGCUGGAGGCAGCCAACUUGAGCCAUGCCGCGGCGCAGCGCAUCGUGCGGGUGCCUAUUCUCUACCACGAGAACUCAGCUGCCGAGGGUUCCGGUGCAGCCGGGGCCCCAGUGCCAGUCAGCCAGCCGCUCCUCACCUUCCCCCACCCGGUGUACUACUCUCACCCAGUCGUCACAUCCGUUCCACUGCUGCGGCCGGUCUGAAGAUGGGGCAGGGGAGGGGGGCACUGGGGACCCUCCCCUAUCCCUCACCCAGGAGACUGGACGCGUGCGUGCGUAUGCAGGGGUGUGUGUCGACUGGUGGGGAGUAAGGUGGGCCUGACCCUCCCUGCUCCCCAGCUCGGAGGGGUCAGAAUCGGCUUCAAGAACUGGAGAGCAGGGGUCAGUGUCCCCUUUCCCUUUCUUCCCCUCCCCCCCCAAAGGUAACAUUUUUGUAUGUAUUCUCAAUGCAUUUCCGUGCAUUUCACCCUCAGUAGAUUGGAGGCUGUCUUGACUUUUGUCGGCUUUUCUUUUGGUUAAAGAAAAUGUAAAAAAGCAAACCCCGACUCAAAUUUUUCCAUUCAAAUCUAAUAUGCCACCUCCAGCUCCCUGCCCUAAAUAUGCUGAACUCUUGCCUUUGAUUUCAUUUUUAAAUAAAGGAAAUAACAAAGCAAGAUUUCUGGGGAAAAGGAGAGAAGAAUCCCUUUCACUUCCUUCUCUUUCGAGGACAAUUUUCCCACAUAUUUUGAGGAAAAGGAUAAGCAUUGGUUCUUGGGUUUUCUUUCUUCCCCGCCAAUUAAUUUUCCUCUUAGUUAUCUGUUCUCCCCUUUCAAAGAAACCACUGACAAACUUUCUCUCCAUCCCACCUCUAUAGCAAUUUAACUGUUUUGGAACUGGAAGGUCCACUAAUGAAGUAUUUAAGGAGAAAAGAAAACCAAAAGAAAAGCCCCAAACCGAAAAUGAAAACAAUUCCAAACACGUUAACCUGGUCUGAGUGAUAUUAUUUAUUGGUAACCUAUUUUUUAGGAGUAACCCUCCUCCUUUGUAAAUUAUUCUUACUAUUAUUAUUUCUACAACUUUCUCCGUUUUUUUUUAUUUUUUGGGGUAAUUUAAUUGUUGUACUUUUGACUUGUGCAAUAUUGUACGAAAUUUUCUGAGAGCACUGUGGCUUCCUCCAGGGAAGGAAAGGAACAUUUUCAUUGUAAAAUUGUGAUCAUUCAGGUAGCAAAAUAAUAAUAAUAAAUAAAAUAGUGGGGGAAGAAGGGAAAGGAAGGAAGGAAGAUAGGAAAACUGAGCACUAGCUCUGCUAAAAAAAAAAAAGACAGCUGGUUAUUGGAGCGCUUUAAGUGAAGGACAAUCAAUUUAGGAUAAUUUUAACUUAUUUGAUAAAUGUACAGUUUUCUUGUAAAAUUCACCCUAACCCCCACAGUCCUGAGGUUCUGUCACUCAUUCCAACCCGUGUUUCCUUCUGUCUAUUAAGCCUGAUGUUGGGCGAAAGGUUCCCGUCAUGUCCCUCCUCCUAACCCCAGGAUUUCCUUUUACAUCUGUCGGGGUUCAGUCUCUUUUUAAGAAAAAGGAAAAAAAAAGUAAAACAUUGUUACACUGAAUGUUGUCGUGAGAUUGAAAUAAUAAUAAAAAAAAAGCAAAGGCA